CAACAACAGAAAAAUAAUAAUGACUUGAAAGCAUAAUUCAGUCUCAGACCUGAACUCCUCCCAGGGCGGAGCACUAGCCAGCCUAGUGAGGUGCGAACCCUGUACCGGGCGAGGCGCUGGAGGCGGGGCCCCGGGGCUGUUCCCCCCGGGAGCAGCGAGGCCGAGCCGUGGGCCCCUCCCCGAUUCUCGAGGACGCCCGGCGCUCGCACUGGAGCGGGGGCCAGCUAAAAGGGAGCUACCGAGCGGGCAGUCCAGCGGAGCGAUAGCGGGUCACCGGCUGCGGGAGCGAUGAGACCGGUGGAGGGGGGCGCCUGCGCCAGCGUCUCCGAGCUGGAGCUGCUGAAGCUGCGCGCCGCGGAGCGCAUUGACGAGGCGGCCGAGCGCCUGGGGGCCCUGAGCCGCGCGAUCUGGAGCGAGCCCGAGCUGGCCUACGAGGAGCACCGCGCCCACGGCGUGCUGACGCGCUUCUUCGAGCGCGAGGCUCCGGCCGCCUCGUGGGUCGUGCAGCCGCACUACCAGCUGGCCACGGCCUUCCGCGCAGAGUGGGAGCCGUCGGGGGUCAGCGCGGCGCCGCGCCCGCUGCAGCUGGGCUUCCUCUGCGAAUAUGACGCGCUGCCCGGCAUCGGGCACGCCUGCGGCCACAACCUGAUCGCCGAGGUCGGGGCGGCGGCGGCGCUGGGCGUGAAGGGGGCCCUGGAGGGGCUCCCCGGGCCGCCUCCGCCGGUGAAGGUAGUUGUCCUGGGAACCCCUGCAGAAGAAGAUGGUGGUGGUAAAAUUGAUUUAAUUGAAGCAGGGGCUUUUAAAAAUCUUGAUGUUGUUUUUAUGGCCCACCCGUCCCAAGAGAAUGCUGCUUAUCUACCUGAUGUGGCUGAACAUGAUGUGGUUGUGAAAUACUAUGGAAAAGCAUCUCAUGCUGCUGCAUAUCCCUGGGAAGGAGUCAAUGCAUUAGAUGCUGCCGUUCUCGCCUACAACAACCUGUCUGUGUUGAGACAGCAGAUGAAGCCAACCUGGAGAGUUCAUGGCAUAAUAAAAAGCGGUGGUGUCAAACCCAAUAUCAUUCCCUCUUACUCGGAAUUAAUCUAUUACUUUCGUGCACCCUCAAUGAAAGAACUUUCAGUUUUGACCAAAAAGGCAGAAGAUUGCUUCAGAGCUGCAGCUUUGGCUACUGGAUGUACAGUAGAAAUUAAAGGUGGAGCACAUGAUUAUUACAAUGUUCUUCCCAAUAAGAGCCUAUGGAAAGCUUAUGUUGAAAAUGGAAAAAAACUGGGAAUAGAAUUUAUUUCCGAAGAUGCAAUGUUGAAUGGCCCUUCAGGAUCUACUGAUUUUGGAAAUGUUACUUUUGUGGUUCCUGGGAUUCAUCCAUAUUUUUACAUUGGAUCUAAUGCCUUGAAUCAUACAGAACAAUAUACUGAAGCUGCAGGGUCACAAGAAGCUCAGUUCUACACUUUGCGUACGGCCAAAGCUCUGGCAAUGACUGCCUUGGAUGUUAUUUUUAAACCAGAGUUGCUGGAGAGAAUCAAAGAGGACUUUAAACUGAAACUUGAAGAAGAAGAGUUUUUAAAUACAGUAGAAUAAAAGGAAGAUCUAGGAGCCACUUAAUAGAUCAUUAA
Suricata suricatta (meerkat) is the source of this 1610-nucleotide messenger RNA. RefSeq names its product peptidase M20 domain containing 2 (gene PM20D2). The record is from RefSeq and is a predicted model, not a curated record. NCBI's taxonomy places the organism in Eukaryota, Metazoa, Chordata, Mammalia, Carnivora, Herpestidae. The transcript has 7 exons. Bases 289 to 1575 code for a protein of 428 amino acids. Gene Ontology annotation, molecular function: dipeptidase activity.